AAAAUAAAAUCCCCCGUACGCCCCUAGCGAACCGACGCCUGUUGGUCCCCGCGAUUAACCGUCGUCCCGAACCGCGGCGGUCGAAUUUUUGUUGUUUUAAAACGCGUUAAUUGUUCAUUACGAAUUGCGCUCGUUUCGAGCUCGCUCCGUACACACAGUAUAAUAUUAUUUGUCGACAUUGACCGUAAAUCUUUUAUUGUCUAUAUAAUUUCUCGCUUUCGAUUCCGCAGUUCGCUCUUCGUUUCGGUUCAGGACAACCGACGAGUGGUUUGUCCGCUAAAAUAAAUCGCGAUUUAUCGUGUACGACGAUGAAUAUAACAAUAUAGUUGGUAUACACAAGUGUAGACGGCCCCGUCGGAGUGAUCCAUUAAUAAAUCGUCGCGUUUUACCGCGUCCGCCACCUUUACGUCGGGCCAAUUUGUACGUCACCGUCGUCGCCGUAAUUACUAUUGUAAUUACAGUCGUGUACAGUCAGCGAACUUUUUAACGUCCGUCGCCGCCGCCGCCGCCGAACACUUGGAAUGCUAUGGCCGUUCGGCGCGCACACGCCCGUCUAGGGCGGUUCUAUUAAUAAACGCGUCCGACGCGGUGGUGCGGUGCACCGCGUUUGGCGCACACAUCGUAUUGUUACAAUAACAACAACAACAAUUAUUGUGAACCCGCGGGCACAGUGUCGUCGUGCGAAAAUAAUUCGCGUGUGCACACCACGAUAAUCCGCACAAAUACAUAAUGUAAUACGCACUAAUCACGAUAUACAACCACAACAACAAUAUCUAAUAAUAAAUGGUCGUGGCGGGGAGGAGGAGACACUAUCUCGUCGGUACGUAUAUCAUCAUACGACCGGAAUACAACACGUUUUAUACCGCAUACACGCGUAGACCACACGUGGCAAGAUAGGCGGUAGCGGUGGCGGUGGUGGAGGUGGCGGCGGCGGUGGUGGCGUAAUCGGAGAAGAAGGAGUAGUAGGAGGUGUAUAAGAGGAGAAGUUAAAGGAGAAGGAGUCGAGUGUGGUCAUAUUAAUAAACGAUCCCCCUACGCUACUAUAUAUACGCCGGUCGCGCGAUAUAUAGUCGGUGUGUAAUAUAGUGUUAGUAUAUUAUUAUAUCGGACGGGCGGCGGAGUGAUCGAACCUUCCAAGCUGGCCCAUCAGUUUUGGCUCGGUUGGGGUUCGGGCUCGGGCUCGUGCCGCGCGCAGACGGACGAGGAGAAGAAGGAGAAAAAAGAAAUGGCCGAGGCGGCGGCCCGGCACGAGCUGUACACGCAACAGCAGUGGGCCCAUCAGCGGGCCGAACGCGCCGAGCGAAACGCCGAGAGACUGGAGAGGGAGAUACAGGCGCAAGCCGCCUCGGCCGCCGCGUCAGAGUCCCUCGCCGAGCUACACUACGUCGACAGCCUGUCCGGGUCCGUCCAAUCCAUAUGCAAGGCACCAAUAGCCAGCCUAGACUGCAUGGCCGACCUGGGCAGUACCACGGAACAGCUGUGUGCCAAGCUGCAAGCAACCGCGGUCAAGGAGUCGGUUGACCGGGUGUCGUCUGCGGCACAAUCGCCCAGCCUGACAUCCGGGCUCCGAUACCGGAACUUAGGUAAGAGCGGCUUGCGCGUAUCCAACAUCGGGUUGGCCACGUGGACCACAUACAACACAGCCAUCAAUGAGGAACAGCUAGACGCGGUGGUGACGGCCGCAUACAACGCCGGCAUCAACCUGUUCGAUCUAACCGAGGGUCCGCAAAGCAGCGAACAGGCUGAAACUCAACUGGGUGCCAUACUCAAGAGGAAAAACUGGAAACGAGUGUCGUACAGCGUCAUCACCAAAAUCCAUUGGCACUACAAAUCCGAAGAACGAGGGUUGUCACGCAAACACAUUAUCGAAUCGGUUCGAUCGUCCGUCGCUAGACUUCAACUCGACUACAUAGACAUCGUUCUGAUACAAAAAGCCGAUCCGAUGUGUCCACUCGAAGAAGUAGUUAGAGCUAUGGAUUUUCUCGUAUCAGAAGGACUUAUAAUGUAUUGGGGCACAGCUAAAUGGUCACCAAUCGAUGUCACAGAAAUGUAUACUGCUUGCAGACAAUUGAAUUGCUCUACACCUAUUUUAGAACAAUCUGAAUAUCAUAUGUUGUGCAGGGAAAAAGUUGAGAUUUACAUGCCUGAAUUGUACAAUAAAAUCGGUGUAGGUUUAAUGGCUUGGUCACCAUUAGCCAUGGGAUUAUUGCCUUCUUUCAAAGACUCGCUCAGAAGCCGAUCAUCCAAUAGGACAAAAGCUUCCAGUAUUAGUUGGAAUCAAGAUGAUCGAAAACCCCCAAGUAAAGAGAACAAUGAACCAUUGACAACAAGAAAUACCAAGGAAAUAUUGUUUUCAAUUUCAUUAAUAGCAGAACGUCUUGGCUGUAGUUUAGUUCAACUGUGUAUAGCGUGGACAUUAAAAAACGAAAGCGUUCAGUGUCUUUUACUAGGAGCAGCAACGACACACCAGUUUUAUCACGCUUUGCAUGGAUUACAGCUGUUGCCUAAACUCAAUUCAAAUGUAAUGGCCGAAUUGGAGCGUAUACUGGACAAUAAGCCAGUACGGCCACCAAUGGUAUCAACUCUAGCAAUGAGAUGACAAACAGUGUGCCCCCCCGGUGUGUUGGGGGGCACAGGCAUGUCUGCUGAUGGCAUGAAAGAAAACAAUGACGAGUAUGACAUGAAAGAACGAAAAGUACCGUUUUGUGUGCUUCAAUGAAAAAAUAGUUCUUGUGGCAAAUAUUGUAAUCAUGUUAGAAUUAUAGUUUAAAGUUAAAUAUACAUCCAAUUUUAAUUGA
Messenger RNA from Melanaphis sacchari, 2798 nucleotides. It is a transcript of the gene Hk, whose product is annotated as voltage-gated potassium channel subunit beta-2. Lineage: Eukaryota; Metazoa; Arthropoda; Insecta; Hemiptera; Aphididae. Gene Ontology annotation, cellular component: cytoplasm; voltage-gated potassium channel complex. Gene Ontology annotation, biological process: potassium ion transport; regulation of potassium ion transmembrane transport. Gene Ontology annotation, molecular function: transmembrane transporter binding; voltage-gated potassium channel activity; potassium channel regulator activity. The transcript is spliced from 8 exons. Bases 1226 to 2599 code for a protein of 457 amino acids. The record is from RefSeq and is a predicted model, not a curated record.